GUAGGUUGUGGGAUUCUGGAUCAGUACCUAAGAGCUACGUAGUAGAGGCACAGCGGAGUAGUAGAUUGCGACGCAGCUCACGGAGGACACAUGGAGUCUGGAACGAUGAUGUUGCUGAUCCUCUAGCAGUGAAGACCUCGUAUUCGGAGCGGUACAGUAAGAGGGACUAUUUUGGUAUCAGCGAAGAAGACACUUUCGACGCGGAAAGAUGCUGUAAAAAAGAAGUCUUAGAAGAUACAGAUACUUAAUUCUGAUUUACUCCUUGGUUUCUACAACUACAACAAGCAAGGAUAGUAACCUCAAGACUUGAAGAACUCGUGGCGAGAUGCUAUAUCCAAACAAACUUCUACAUCACGAGGAUCUACUAAAUGAUUUUUCAAUUGUCCUAGGUAUUUUUAUGGGGAAGGUGACGAAAAUGAUCCUCUCCAUGAGGACGAAGAACCAGCAAAGCUUGUUAUUGAAGGAAUACAGCCUGAGUACGAGAUUCCGAUGGUGCAGAGCGUUUUAAUGUGCGCUUGUGCGUCCUUCCAGUAUCUUUGUGCCUUGCUGCAUAGCUGUUUGCCGAUCAUUCGCGUUUGCGAGUUGGGAUACGGUACUCCCCCAGCUGAGAACGAGGAGAUUGGAGAUCAGGAGAAAGCUCGGUCGAUGGUCAUGCUGGUAAUCCGAAAUCACUAGAACUACCAGAAUGAAUUUAUGCUUGUUGCCUAGAAGCACUACUAGUACUAUGAAUACUAGAUUUACUACUCAAUGUAGGUUUUUAUCCGCAUUUUUUACGAUUUCUUUUUUCUUGACCAAAAAAACACCGAACACCCAGAUCAUUAUUUUGGUUCUCAUGCUGCUCUCCGCCUUGAUUUGCAACGCGAUGUUAUGACAGAGGAAAAUCAGUACUGCAGAAUGCAAGCGACCCUAAUGCAAAUAAAGAGCAGACUCUCAACAAAUAAUAUGCAUUCAUACAACUUAAAGUUAGAAUUUGUUAGCAACGCCGCUUCCGAGGAUUUGCUUUGAAUGGACGAGGGAGAGUAUUGAAUUUUUUUCCUCUCAUGGCUCUCUGGCUGCUGCCUUUGUCUUGCUUGUCUGAGGGUGCAUUUAGUGGGAGAAAGUAAAUCGAGCAAGGUCGCCGGUUGGACGGCGGUAAUUGUGAAUGCUGUAGUUGUGUGCCUUAAGAUUUGGACAACACCAUUGUUCACUUUGUUCCUCUGCUUUGUUCUUGUUAUCUUUGACAAGAUUAUAUGUCAGAUAGUCUUCUUCAUGUGAAGAAGAACGAGAUGAAACAAUCGAGUACACCUUGAAAAAUCAUUUGCGUAACUAAUGCAGGAAUCAUAAGAAAAUCACUUGGACAAGAAGAUGCAUGGCGCAUCAUCUUUGUCUUCAUCUUCAAGCAACAUGUUUUCAUAUUAUUACCUCUAAUGGCCUGGCUGCUGUGCGGUGGUGGUGCAUGGGGAGCCAACAUGAGAUGCCGGAAAGUUGGUAUCACCGCUCGCAUCAUUAUACAUCUGGUGUAGUUUUCAGAGAGUGAGUCUACAUUUCGAUUGUUGUUGAUGAGAAUGAAUCUUUUAUAUUGUUGCACGCCUGAAUCAGGAGUCAUAUUUUCUUUGUCUACAACAGCGGGAUUGGCAGAAAAGAGUCGAUCGGCUUUAUGGUUGUCACGCUCCCUUCGGUUUUUGCCCUAGGGGGUUUGCUUGUGGUGGAGAUGUUGUUCGGCAGAUAUAAAUAUCUGAACGCGAGAGGUAGCGGCGAAGAAUCUAGCCCCGCGAGGGCGAGGAGUAGAAGCCGAAGUCCAUCUGGCGCCGCGGUGGCGCGCAGUACGGAUCGAAAAACUAUUCCCGCUGUUUCACAGAGUUCAAACGGAAAAAAGAGCUCGAGAUAUGGUGGCCGAAGCAUCAUUCUCCCGGGGAUGGAGACUAGCGGCGAACAAGCUGUGGUCGCCGAGUCGCGGGCUAGCGGCGAGAGAGCUCCUAGCCGCGUGGGAUCGAGG
Molecule: messenger RNA, 1975 nt
Organism: Amoebophrya sp. A25
Lineage: Eukaryota; Dinophyceae; Syndiniales; Amoebophryaceae
Source: the annotation of a GenBank genome assembly